GAGCAGCCCCUCCUCUCCCCUCAGGGUGGGCUGGUGUGGUUACACCCGGUCCCAAAACCUGCCCCAUCCUCACAGUGACCCACCCAGCACCCUAAGGCAGGCUCCUGCCCUGAGCCACCGUUCCAUUUUAUAUUUACAAAGCCAGCCUUACUCCCUCAGAUGUCGCAGUCCCGGGAAGCCGCUGCCCCGCCGCUGCCGCCGCCUUUCUCCCCUCAGGGACGCCCCAGAGGCCCGGGCCCCGCUCCUCCGUGUCGGGGACAAUGUGCGGGCCCUGGCCGGAGCCAGCUGCUCUUCCCACCUCACAACCUGUAAUUUUCAGCCCUUACCCCACGGGUGAUGGGAAGAGGAGGCAGAACACAAACCAGGGUGGCACCUGGCUCCCAGAGAGGCACUGAACCUCACUCCUCACUUUGCCUGGACAGGGAGAGUGAUCCAGGGGGGAUGAGCGACCACCACCCAGGAGAGCCGCCCUCACAUCGCUCCAAGGCCUCACUUUCCUCCCAGCCUAAACACACCUGUCCCAAACUGGAGCCUCCAAAUAAUCCAGCAAUUUAAUCCAAGAGGUGCUGCUGCAGCACAGCCUGGUGACCGCCUGACCCUCAUUGUACCUCCAUGCCCAUCGUGCUCCAACCCCUCUGGAAUUAUAAAUACUCCACAAUAGAGCCUGGACUGGAUUAUAAUUAGACAGUGAGCCAAGAGGAUGGAAACAAUGAACUAUAAAAGCCAGGCUAUCCCCUCAGCCAGGCCCUGCACACCAGGAAGCACUGGAAUGAACGAGUCACCGGGAGCUGUGACGGGAAAGCUGAGGAUUUCCUCCAAAUUGGACCUGGAGCGUCCCUUAGCACCUCGUGCUCCCAUCUCCAGGUUUUACACAGCCCUGGUCACAGGAGACCUGAGGAGCCUCCAGGUCCUGACUGAGCGAUACCACCUAGAUGUCAACCUGGUCUUUGAGAUCAGUAAAAACGAGCUGGAGUGGCAGGUGAAAAGCCAAGCCUCUUAUGGACCCUCAGGGCUGUGGGCGCUGGAGGAGAAGCGGGAGCUGAGCACCCCGCUGUGCCUCGCCGCCCGCCACGGGCACCCCGACUGCCUGCGCCACCUCCUGCGCCACGGGGCCGACCCCAACCUGGCCCCGGGGGGACGGGGACCCCUGCACGAGGCCUGCCAGGGGGAACACAGCCACUGCCUGGAGCUGCUGCUGGAGUACAGGGCCGACCCCAACCUGCAGAGCGACGAGGGCACGGCCCCGCUGCACCUCUGCACCAGCCGGGGCUCCCUGCGAGGUGGGGAGACCAAACCAACCCAGGGCAUGCAGAGGAUGUCCUGGACCACAGAGGUCCAGGAGACGGCCCUGGGCAUCCUCUGCGGGCGGGCCCCGGGCACAGGUGAUGAUUCCCUGCAGCUUUUCCAGCUGCUGGAUGCCCACGGCGCCGACGUGGACGCCCGGGACGAGAGCUGGAGGAGCCCCUUGCACCGGGCGUGCGGCGCGGCCAACGCCGAGCUGGUGCGGCUCCUGCUGCGGCGUGGGGCCGACGCCAACGCCGCCGACUACGACGGGGUGUCCCCGCUGGGCUGGGCCCUGCAGAGCGCUGCCUCCCACAGGGAUCUGCGUCCACACCUCACCAUCCAGCUGCUGCUCAACCACGGCUCCCAGAAGAUAUGGCCCCCUGCCUUCGUCAAGGUGCUGAAAUCCUGCGCUGCUGUGCCGGAGGUCAUCGAAGUCCUCUUCAAUUCCUACUCCCAAAUCCCAGUCUCCCAGGAGUGGGCUGAGGCCGUGCCACAGGAGGUGUUCCAGCAGCACCAGCCUUUCUACGAGUCCAUUCUCAGGCUGGCUGGCACAGCCCGCUGCCUGCAGCACUUGUGCCGCUCCGCCAUCCGCGCAAAUUUUGGGAGCAGGUGCCAUUCCCUCAUCCCUCUGCUGCCCGUGCCCAAGGCUCUCCGUGACUUCCUGCUGCUGGAGCCCCAAGGAGUCGUGCUGUGA
Messenger RNA from Cyanistes caeruleus (blue tit), 1978 nucleotides. Lineage: Eukaryota; Metazoa; Chordata; Aves; Passeriformes; Paridae. The record is from RefSeq and is a predicted model, not a curated record.